CUCCCCCAACACCGUGUGCCGCUCACUCACUGACAGCCUGCCGCCGGCGCUGGUCCGCCACCGCUCGCCACGGUCGCGGUACUCGCGAAGCGUCACGUCGUCAGGGAACAGGAAAGCAAGGGCACACUCCCACUCCCGCGCGCCGCGGCCGGCCGGCGGCGGCGGCCAUGGCGGAGCUGCGGCACUCGACGGCGGCGCGCGCGUCCAACUCCCCCGCCAAGCGCGACUCCGACGCCUCCGCCGCGUCGUCCCCGUUCCUCGCCUCCCCCUCCGCCCGCGGCAGCCGCGGCGGGGGCGGCGACGGCGACGGCGACGACGGCAAGGACGCCCACCGCUCGUCCCCUCUCCUCCCGCACCAACACCACAAGCGCGUCCACCUGCUGACGUCCCCGUUCCGCUCCCUCCUCGCCCUCGAGGACCUCAGGUCCCCCGCCGCCUCGUCCUCCUACCGGAUCCUGCUCGCCCUCCUCCUCGCCGCUGGGAUCUUCUGCGCACCCUUGCUUUGGUCCCGCCUCAACACGCCUUACUUGUGCCACAAGGAGGGGAUCACGCUUCAUUGCCCUGAGACGAAGGAACCCCUCUCGCUAUGGGAGAAUCCACGUGCAGCCACUACAUCUUGGAAGCCCUGUGCAGAGCGACGCAGUGAUGAGCCCUCAGAUGUCCCGUCUGAGAAAGAAACCUCUGGGUAUAUUUUUAUUCAUGCCGAAGGAGGACUAAAUCAGCAACGCAUAGCUAUAUGUAAUGCUGUUGCUAUUGCUAAGAUAAUGAGUGCGACACUUAUUUUGCCAGUUUUGAAGCAGGAUCAGAUAUGGAAAGACCAAACGAAAUUUGAAGAUAUCUUUGAUGUCGAACAUUUUAUAAACUAUUUGAAGGAUGAUGUACGCAUUGUCCGAGACAUCCCAGACUGGUUCACAGAAAAAGAUGAGCUUUUCACCAGCAUAAAGCGAACUGUGAAGAACAUUCCAAAAUAUGCAUCUGCCCAAUUCUAUAUUGAUAAUGUACUUCCAAGGAUUAAAGAGAAAAAGAUAAUGUCCAUUAAGCCAUUUGUCGACAGGUUGGGGUACGAUAAUGUUCCAAUGGAGAUUAACCGGCUAAGAUGUAGAGUCAACUACCAUGCUCUAAAGUUCCUACCUCAUAUUGAAGAGAUGGCUGAUAAGCUUGCGGCAAGGAUGAGGAACAGAACUGGCAGUGUAAAUCCAUACAUGGCUCUUCAUCUGAGGUUUGAGAAAGGGAUGGUGGGCCUUUCGUUCUGUGACUUUGCUGGCACACGGGAGGAGAAGGAUAUGAUGGCUGCUUACAGACAGAAAGAAUGGCCAAGGCGCUACAAGAAUGGAUCCCAUCUAUGGCCGCUGGCGCUUCAGAAGAGAAAAGAAGGGCGCUGCCCACUUGAGCCCGGUGAGAUUGCUGUGAUCCUCCGUGCACUGGGAUACACGAGUGGAACACAGAUAUACGUUGCGUCAGGGCAAGUGUAUGGCGGCAAGAACCGGAUGGCUCCCCUCAGGAACAUGUUCCCCAACUUGGUGACGAAGGAGGAGCUGGCGAGCGCGGAGGAGAUGGCGCCGUUCCGGCGGCACGUGACGAGCCUGGCGGCGCUGGACUUCCUGGUGUGCCUGCGGUCGGACGUGUUCGUGAUGACGCACGGCGGCAACUUCGCCAAGCUCAUCAUCGGGGCGCGCCGCUACGCAGGGCACCGCCUCAAGUCGGUGAAGCCGGACAAGGGCCUCAUGUCCAAGUCCCUGGGCGACCCCGACAUGGGCUGGGCCUCCUUCGCCGAGGACGUGGUCGUCUCGCACCGCACGCGCACGGGCCUCCCCGAGCCCACCUUCCCCAGCUACGAUCUCUGGGAGAACCCGCUCACGCCCUGCAUGUGUAGGGCCUGACUACUGAGCCCUGAGUUCCUGAACCAAACACCUUCUGGAGCCCUUCACCUUAUCUGGCCCAGUACUCACAAUUCACUGGCCAAGCUUUGAGCGGAGCACUCUCAUCAGCUCAGCACUUGCAAUUUCUGUAUGUUUUUUGUGGCCUAAUCUGUAGUCUCACAUAGGUCGAUCUUGCUGAAAAUGUUCCAAGAACUUGGACAGGUCGGUGAAAAGAUAAAUAUCAGUGAAAUUCUCUGAAAA
Panicum virgatum (switchgrass) is the source of this 2120-nucleotide messenger RNA. RefSeq names its product protein PECTIC ARABINOGALACTAN SYNTHESIS-RELATED-like. The transcript is spliced from 11 exons. The record is from RefSeq and is a predicted model, not a curated record. The coding region runs from base 168 to 1880 and encodes 570 amino acids. Lineage: Eukaryota; Viridiplantae; Streptophyta; Magnoliopsida; Poales; Poaceae.